CACUGCUUUGCCUUGACUUUGCUGUCAUAGCGUUGUGAUCUCCUUGAGAAACUUCCGGAAUCUACUCAUUAUUCCGCACACGGACAAAAUGUGUUGUUGGGUCGUUCUACUGUCAUGGAUUUUGGCACUGACCAUAUACCUGGCUCUGCGGAGCUAUUGUAUGAUCCACAAACCCUCGAAACCAUCCAAAUGCCCGGUUUCCGUGAACUACCACUUCACCCGACGGUGCAACAAAGCCUGCGGCUUCUGUUUUCACACCGCAUCUUCCUCACACGUCGAGUCCCUCGCAAACAUGAAGCAGGCUCUCACCCUCCUCAAAGAUGCAGGCAUGCGGAAGAUCAACUUCGCCGGCGGCGAGCCGUUCCUCUACCCCGAGAAACUAGGCCAGGUGGUCGACUACUGCAAGGAGACCCUGCGCCUGGAAUCCGUCUCCAUCGUCACCAACGGGAGCAAAGUGACGGAGCGGUUCCUCGCCCGACACGGAUGCAACAUCGACAUCCUGGCCGUCUCGUGCGACUCGUUCAACGAGUCGGUCAACGUUGCCAUCGGCCGCGGCUCCGGCAACCAGGUCACCAAGCUCUACGGGAUCCGGGACCUCUGCCGGGCGUACGGAAUCAAGUUCAAGAUCAACACCGUGGUCUGCCGGCUCAACCUCGAUGAGGACAUGAACCCGUUCAUCGAGGAGCUGCAGCCGUUCCGCUGGAAGUGCUUCCAGGUUCUGCUCGUCCCGGGGGAGAAUGAUUCGGAACGAAGGCUUCGCGAUGCCCGCAGGUUCUUAAUCCGGGACGAGGAGUUUGCUCAUUUCUGUGAUGUUCACCGCCGACAGAGAGCAUUUGUACCGGAGUCGAAUGCGCUUAUGGCGAAGUCAUAUUUGAUCCUGGAUGAGCAUUUGCGCUUUUUGGAUCGAGAUGGUCGUGAGCCGUCGCCUUCGAUACUGGAAGUUGGGGUUCAGAGGGCACUUGAGAGUGUCUAUUGGGAUGAGAAGAGCUUCAUCUCGAGAGGUGGGAUGUACGAUUGGUCGAGGGAUCAGAAGUCAUGUUCGGAAACCCACAGAGAUUUAGACUGGUAGGUGACUGAUGGAGCAAUGGAUUCAUCCUUUGUGUUUCUUCACGCGAUCGAGCAAGCCCGACAUAACCUUUGGUGGAGCUCACACGCUUCGUUCCUGAGCUUGAUAUUCUGGGGACCUGGUUCAAUAUAUAAAUGACAGAGCCGAAAGUGCACCAUUCGCACGCUCAUUUUCCAACAAACAAUUGCAGGUCUGAGCUAGACCAAAUGAACAGAAUAUGCUUCAGAAAGGAUGGAGAGAUAUGUUGACUCGAAG
This is a messenger RNA of Aspergillus aculeatinus CBS 121060, 1321 nucleotides long. Its product is annotated as radical SAM enzyme. Bases 89 to 1069 code for a protein of 326 amino acids. Gene Ontology annotation, molecular function: 4 iron, 4 sulfur cluster binding; catalytic activity. The transcript has a single exon. NCBI's taxonomy places the organism in Eukaryota, Fungi, Ascomycota, Eurotiomycetes, Eurotiales, Aspergillaceae. The record is from RefSeq and is a predicted model, not a curated record.